AUGCCCUUCCUCGCGCUCCCGAACGAGAUCGUUCUCCAAAUAUCCAAAUUCCAAUCUCCCCCGGACCUGAACUCCCUCCUAAAAACCAGCCGUCGGUUCGCUGCCCUGCUGAAACCUGAGCUCAUCGACGCCGCUUGUUGCGCCGCCUACAGUAACUACGGCAAGCGUGCAAUCCGUCAAGCUGCAUCCCGCCGUGAAAACGAUAUGGUAAAGCGCCUCCUCUCCAAGGGCCUUCCAAAGUAUGAAAACGCCAUCCUCCACGACGCAGCCUCGACCGAACCGGACUGCUCUGCCAUGAAAAUCCUCCUCAUCUGCGGCAUCGACCCGGACGGUCGCGAUGACCGGGGCCGCACGGCGCUCGCGUGUGCUGCGGCCGCAGGGAGGGGUGGAGCAGUGGAACUUCUAUUGAAGAACCGCCGGGUUAUGGUCGACUCCUGUGAUUUGAAUAGAAGAACCGCCUUGGGGGUCGCUGCGGAAUCUGGGAAUGAGAAGAUCGUUGAGCUCUUGCUUGAUGCUGGGGCUGAUGUGGACUGGGUGGAUGAAUGCGGCUUGACACCGCUGCUUGUGGCUUCUGGCGAGGGUCAUGAUAGAAUUGUCCAGCUCUUAUUGUACAACGAUGCCAACAUUAAUUGGGCUGAUCAUGGCGGUCGUACCUCUUUGCAUAUUGCUGCAGCGUACGGGCAUGAGGGAGUGGUGAAAGUCUUGCUC
Molecule: messenger RNA, 708 nt
Organism: Tuber aestivum (summer truffle)
Lineage: Eukaryota; Fungi; Ascomycota; Pezizomycetes; Pezizales; Tuberaceae
Source: the annotation of a GenBank genome assembly